UAACGCACAACCGAGCAUGAUGCAUGAUGCCUUGAGGUGACGUCAGUGCGUUGUAAAGUACGCGCUUCCCACCCUUGGCCUACUUGUAUCGCACUCUCGAUAGUUCAUCACCAUCAAGUGCUGUUACGAUUCCAACCAUGCCCGUGCCACGUAGUAUAAUUAAGCAGAUCAAGCAGAUCAUCCCCCCUCUGAACGGCACUUUGCACAAAGGACAAUCAGGCAGAGUCGGUGUGCUCGGAGGAGCUUUGGAUUACACUGGUGCACCAUUCUUCGCAGCAAUAUCUGCAUUGCGACUGGGAGCAGAUCUUUCGCAUGUCAUCUGCUCGCCCACAGCUGCUCAAGCUAUCAAGUCCUACUCCCCAGACCUAAUCGUACACCCCAUUCUCCGUGAAGAUACAUCAUAUGAGAAAGUGGAGAGCGAUCUCAGGUCUCUGCUUUCUCGACUGCAUGUCCUCGUUAUGGGACCAGGACUAGGCCGCGAGGAUUACAUGCAAUCUUAUGCUCGCCUGGCGCUGUCUAUCGCUCGUGAACAGGCUAUGUUUGUCGUCCUCGAUGCUGAUGCUCUGUAUAUGGUCGGGAAGGAACUUCCUCUCGUCAAGGGAUACUGCCGUGCGGUGCUCACUCCUAAUGUGGUCGAGUUCAAACGUCUGAGUGAGUCGGCGGGCGUUUCGCCAGAUGUACCGACGAAGGAACGCGCUGGAGAAAUUUCUAAACUACUUGGAGGUGUCGUAGUGCUGGAGAAAGGUCCGGUUGAUUUAAUCGCGAGCGAUACUACGGGUGAAGCUGCUAGUCUUGAGGCGAGUAAGCUGGACGAGGGCGAUGAGGAGCGGCAACGUGUGAGGGAGGUGGUUGAGGUAGAUGUGGAAGGCGGGUUGAAGCGGUGUGGUGGCCAGGGUGAUGUUCUCAGCGGAACGGUUGGGGCGAUGCUUGCGUGGGGGAAAUGCUACGAGGACGGUGCCUUCGGCGAUGGGAGUAUUCCUGCUUCUCGUCUCCCGCUUCUGGCGGCGGUGGGUGGAAGUAUGGUCACCCGAACUAGCAGUCGAAUGGCGUUUCAGCUACAGGGAAGAGGUCUUGUCACGCAAGAUAUGCUUCCGCAGCUUGGCAAAUCUUUCUCGGAGGUCUUUGGAGAAGACUUGUGGGCUGGAGAUAAAGGCAGGCUCUAGGUUUAAAGACAAGGGAGGGUAGAAGACGUCUGCAUGUGCAAUAGAAGAAGUUCCACUCUGCAUUCACCUGGUUCGGGAAGAGGAACAGUUGUGACGUGAUUAAUGUGACAGAAAGAGGGGGGAUUAUGGACAAGUCUUCCCAAGGUCGGGCGGGGCCUGCAGGGGCAGCCUCGGAGUGGGGGGAGUUGGACUCCGAGGCACAAAAAGACAUGACUAAAUCAUCACAAAGGAGCAACAGACCCUGAAUGAUUCUAGUAGAAAGGCACUUAACUCACUCGUCUAUAAACCACUAGGGACAACAAUUGAAUAUUAAUAUUUUUUGGAGGUACGUUAGGA
Molecule: messenger RNA, 1499 nt
Organism: Suillus plorans
Lineage: Eukaryota; Fungi; Basidiomycota; Agaricomycetes; Boletales; Suillaceae
Product: Ribokinase-like protein
Exons: 6
Coding region: 138-1163 (341 amino acids)
Biological process (GO): metabolite repair
Molecular function (GO): ATP-dependent NAD(P)H-hydrate dehydratase activity
Source: RefSeq, a predicted model, not a curated record